Messenger RNA from Geodia barretti, 1095 nucleotides. Lineage: Eukaryota; Metazoa; Porifera; Demospongiae; Tetractinellida; Geodiidae. The record is from the annotation of a GenBank genome assembly.
AUGCCCCAAUCAUCGCCAAACACCCUCGUCCUCCCCGUCGCCGGCAUGACGUGCGCCGCCUGCGUGUACCACGUGGGCGAGGCGUUGCGUUCCGUGGACGGCGUGACCGAGGUCAGCGUCAACCUCGCCACCGAGCGCGCCACCAUCAGCCUGGGUGACGCUGAUGUCGCCGGCGCCCCGGAUAUGGAGACGCUGGCCAAAGCCGUAGCCGACGCCGGCUACCGCCUCGACACCAACCCGCAGACAGCCGACGGUGAUCGGGGCGCCGGGCCUCGGGCGCAGGAAGAACAACGCCUCAGGAUCCGCUUGAUCGUGGCGGCGCUGGGUGGCGGCGCGCUGCUGCUCGGCAGUUUCCCGGCGCUGCCCUGGACGCCCGGGUUGCUGACCCUGUGGUGGUAUCCGCUGUUGCUUUGGGCGGCGGCAACCCCGGUGCAGCUCUGGGCCGGCUGGUCGUUCUACACCGCGGGCGUCGUGGUGGUGCUGACGACGCUGCUCGCCCCGGGCGCACUGGGUUCUACGGGAGCGCAUCAGUUGCACUUCGAUAUGGCGGCCAUUAUCGUCGCGCUGAUCCUGUUGGGGCGUUGGCUGGAGGCCCGCGCCCUGUCCCGCACUUCGGGCGCUAUCGAGCGGCUGUUGGAUCUGCGGCCGCAAACGGCGCACCUGAUGGCGGCGGACGGCUCCAUAUCCGACGUGCCGGUUGACCACGUCGAGCCGGGCGACACCCUGGCCGUGCGUCCCGGCGAGCAGCUACCGGUCGACGGUGAGGUCGCCAGCGGCGCCACCAACGUCGAUCAGUCGGCCCUGACCGGUGAAAGCAUGCCGGCCGAGAAAUCCGCCGGCGAUCCCGUGUUCGCCGGUACCCUGAACGGAAACGGGGCGAUCCUUAUGCGCGCGACCCGCGUCGGCCUGGACACGACGCUGUCGCAGGUGAUCCGCCUGGUGGAAGAGGCCCAGGGCUCGGCGGCCCCGGUGCAGCGUUUGGCCGACCGGGUCGCGGCCUGGUUUGUGCCGGCGGUGGGACUGAUCGCGCUGGCGGCGGCGAUAUUUUGUGGCUGUUCCUCGGGCCCGACCCGUCGGUGCGGUACGCGAUGCUAA